Messenger RNA from Melospiza georgiana, 1020 nucleotides. Its product is annotated as olfactory receptor 14A16-like. The coding region runs from base 103 to 1020 and encodes 305 amino acids. Lineage: Eukaryota; Metazoa; Chordata; Aves; Passeriformes; Passerellidae. The transcript is spliced from 2 exons. Gene Ontology annotation, molecular function: G protein-coupled receptor activity; olfactory receptor activity. Gene Ontology annotation, cellular component: membrane. The record is from RefSeq and is a predicted model, not a curated record. Gene Ontology annotation, biological process: G protein-coupled receptor signaling pathway.
CUGAGUUGAAAGGGACACACAGGAUCAUCAAAGGAAUGUUUGAACAUUUACAGGGACUCCAGAACUGUGACUUAAGCUGGUCCCCAUGUUCAGCCCCAGCAAAUGUCCAACAGCAGCUCCAUCAGGCACUUCCUCCUGCUGGCAUUGGCAGACACGCGGCAGCUGCAGCUCCUGCACUUCUGCCUCUUGCUGGCCAUCUCCCUGGCUGCCCUCCUGGGCAACGGCCUCAUCAUCAGCGCCGUAGCCUGCGGCCACCACCUGCACACGCCCAUGUUCUUCUUCCUGCUCAACCUGGCCCUCACUGACCUGGGCUCCAUCUGCACCACUGUCCCCAAAGCCAUGCACAAUUCCCUCUGGGACACCAGGAACAUCUCCUACACGGGAUUUGCUGCUCAGCUCUUUUUCUUUAUGUUCUUCAUGUCAGCAGAGUAUUUCCUCCUGACCAUCAUGUGCUACGACCGCUACGUGUCCAUCUGCAAACCCCUGCACUACGGGACCCUCCUGGGCAGCAGAGCUUGUGCCCACAUGGCAGCAGCUGCCUGGGCCAGUGCCUUUCUCAAUGCUCUGCUGCACACAGCCAAUACAUUUUCCCUACCCCUGUGCCAUGGCAAUGCCGUGGGCCAGUUCUUCUGUGAAAUCCCCCAGAUCCUCAAGCUCUCCUGCUCCAAAUCCUGCCUCAGGGAACUUGAGAUCAUUGCAGUUAGUGUCUGUUUGGUAUUUGGCUGUUUUGUGUUUAUUGUUGUUACCUAUGUACAGAUUUUCAGGGCUGUGCUGAGGAUCCCCUCUGAGCAGGGAAGACACAAAGCCUUUUCCACCUGCCUCCCUCACUUGGCUGUGGUUUCCUUGUUUGUCAGCACUUCAGCAUUUGCUUACCUGAAGCCCCCCUCCAUGUCCUCCCCAUCCCUGGAUCUGGCCCUGUCAGUUCUGUACUCGGUGGUGCCUCCAGCCCUGAACCCCCUCAUCUACAGCCUGAGGAACAAGGAGCUCAAGACUGACAUGUGGAGACUGAUGACUGGAUAG